Tripterygium wilfordii is the source of this 2308-nucleotide messenger RNA. RefSeq names its product mitochondrial Rho GTPase 1. Gene Ontology annotation, biological process: small GTPase-mediated signal transduction; mitochondrion organization. Gene Ontology annotation, molecular function: GTP binding; calcium ion binding; GTPase activity. The record is from RefSeq and is a predicted model, not a curated record. The transcript is spliced from 15 exons. Gene Ontology annotation, cellular component: mitochondrial outer membrane. Lineage: Eukaryota; Viridiplantae; Streptophyta; Magnoliopsida; Celastrales; Celastraceae. The coding region runs from base 165 to 2108 and encodes 647 amino acids.
UCUUUUUAACAGGUUUUCUUUGCCAGGAAAACAAAUCAAAAGGCGGCUUCACGGCUCCCCUUCUUCUUUCUUCUUCUUCAUCAAACCAUCUACAGCCACCAAAACCAGUCCAAUCUAGGGUUCUUGGUUUCCUGCAUCAAUCAUCAGAAAAUUCUCCAGUUUCGAUGGCAAAAACUCAAGCUGGAGCUGUGAAUAGCGGAGGCCGGACAGGUGUUCGUAUUGUGGUUGCGGGAGACCCUGGUACCGGCAAAUCGAGCUUGAUUGUCACCGCAGCUGCCGAAACUUUCCCUACAAACGUGCCGCCGGUGCUUCCUCCGACGAGGCUUCCAGAAGAUUUCUACCCUGACCGCGUUCCCAUCACUAUUAUAGAUACUUCUUCAAGAGAGGAGGAUAAGGUUAGAGUAAGUGAGGAACUGAAGCGGGCUGAUGCAGUUGUUCUUACUUACGCAUGUGAUGAUCAUAGGACUCUUGAGAGAUUGAGUAGUUACUGGCUUCCAGAGCUUCGGCGCCUCGAGGUGAGGGUUCCGGUCAUAGUGGUGGGUUGUAAGCUGGAUUUAAGAGAGGAGAACCUGCAAGUGAGCCUGGAGCAAGUGAUGGCACCUAUAAUGCAACAAUUCCGGGAGAUUGAAACUUGUAUUGAAUGUUCUGCAUUUAAUCACAUUCAAAUCCCAGAGGUUUUCUAUUAUGCGCAAAAAGCAGUGCUCCAUCCAACUGGUCCACUUUUUGAUCAGGAAACGCAAACUUUGAAGCCCCGGUGUGUACGGGCCCUAAAGCGUAUAUUUAUUCUUUGCGACCAUGACCGUGAUGGUGCCCUUAGUGAUGCAGAGUUGAAUGACUUUCAGGUCAAAUGUUUCAACGCUCCUUUGCAACCUUCUGAAAUUGUGGGUGUUAAGAGAGUUGUGCAAGAAAAAUUGAAAGAAGGUGUCAAUGAACGUGGACUUACAUUGACAGGAUUCCUCUUCCUCCAUGCCCUAUUCAUAGAGAAGGGACGUUUGGAGACAACAUGGACCGUCCUUAGGAAAUUUGGUUAUACCAAUGAUAUCAAACUUGCUGAUGAACUCAUUCCAUCUUCAUUCAAAAGAACUGCUGAUCAGAGUGUGGAGCUGACAAAUGAAGCCAUUGACUAUUUGAAGGGGAUCUACGAAUUGUUUGACAGCGAUUAUGAUAAUAACUUGCGUAUUUACGAACUGGAAGAUAUUUUCUCUACAGCACCAGAAUGUCCUUGGAAUGAAGCUCCAUACAAUGAUGCUGCAGAGAAAACUGCUCUAGGGGGACUAUCGCUUGAUGGAUUUCUGUCAGAGUGGGCCCUUAUGACACUCUUAGAGCCAGCUCAAACCAUGGAGAAUCUAAUAUAUAUUGGAUAUACUCUUGAUCUUUCUUCCGCUGUCCGAGUGACUAGGAGAAGACGUCUAGAUCGCAAGAAGCAACAAUCAGAGAGGAAUGUUUUUCAAUGCUUUGUUUUUGGACCUAAGAAUGCUGGAAAGUCUGCAUUGUUGAAUUCCUUUCUGGGAAGGCCAUUCUCUGAUAGUUACGUUCCCACAACGGAAGAAAGGUUUGCAGUGAGUGUCGUUGAUCAACCUGGGGGAAAUAAGAAAACUCUUGUGUUGCGAGAAGUUCCUGAAGAUGGAGUUACAAAACUUUUGUCUGGUAAAGAGUCUUUGGCAGCAUGUGACAUGGCGCUAUUUGUUUAUGACAGUUCUGAUGAGUUGUCAUGGAAGAGAACAACUGAAUUGCUUGUGGAGGUUGCAAGUCAUGGUGAGAAUACUGGCUAUGAAGUGCCUUGCCUCGUUGUUGCAGCUAAGGAUGAUCUGGUUUCAUUUCCAAUGGCCAUACAAGAUUCUACCAGGGUUACUCAAGAUAUGGGAAUUGAAGCUCCAAUACCCAUCAGUUCAAAGUUGGGCGAUUUCAAUAAUGUAUUCCGUAGGAUUGUUAGUACUGCAGAGAAGCCACAUUUGAGCAUUCCUGAAACUGAAGCAGGGAGAAGCCGCAAGCAAUAUCAUCGGCUCAUAAACCGCUCUCUUAUGUGUGUCUCAGUUGGAGCUGCUGUAGCGAUUGUUGGACUGGCAGCUUACCGUGUUUAUGCUGCAAGGAAGAAUUCGUCUAGCUGAAGGACUAAAUGGGUUUAUUGAUUGUGCCAAGCUGUUUUCUUAUUUAGCUGCCUUCUUUGUUGGGUUUCUUGAUACGCCAUUAACUCUCUUUUUCAUUCCCGGUGUAGGGUUCUAGCUAGUUUGCCGGUUUGGUUGGAAAGGGUUUUACCAUGGAAUUAGAUAUUGUGCACUAAAAAAAGAAAAGAAAAUUUUUUUCGUCA